CGCCCCGCGCCCCCCCGGAGAACGUCACAGCCUUCCAGAACGGCAGCCGAGCCACGGUGCACUGGCUGGCGCCACGCGGGCCACUCGGCGGGAUCCUGCGUGGGUACAGGCUGGCCUAUCAGAGCCCCGAUUCGCCAGAGGUGGUGGUGGAUGUGGGGCUGACCACCGAGAAGACCCUGGAGCUGGUCUCGGAGGUGCAGAACCUGACGGUGCGGGUGGCGUCGUACACCAGCGCCGGGGACGGGCCCUGGAGCGACGCCGUCGUGGUCUCCCCAUCCUAUCCGCUCGCCCCACAGACCCAGCAAGUGAGGGAGAACGCGGCCCCCGCCUUCUCGUGGCACUGGUGGGCCGUGAUCCUGGCCGUGAGCCUGGCAGUGGCCUUUGCCAUCUUCUUCGUCCUCGUCCUGGCCCGGCUGCGCAAGAAGGAGACGCGGUUUGGGGAGGCCUUUGAGCCCCGAGUGGAGCAGGGCGAGCUGGUGGUACAUUACCGUGUCCGCAAGUCGUACAGCCGUAGGACCACGGAGGCCACGCUGAACAGCCUGGGCAUCAGUGAGGACCUGAAGGAGAAGCUGCGGGACGUGAUGGUGGAUCGGCACAAAGUGGCCCUGGGGAAGACCCUGGGUGAAG
Terrapene triunguis (Three-toed box turtle) is the source of this 627-nucleotide messenger RNA. RefSeq names its product tyrosine-protein kinase receptor UFO-like. The record is from RefSeq and is a predicted model, not a curated record. Lineage: Eukaryota; Metazoa; Chordata; Testudines; Emydidae. The annotation marks the transcript as partial. The transcript is spliced from 6 exons. Gene Ontology annotation, molecular function: protein binding.